This is a messenger RNA of Bursaphelenchus okinawaensis, 3146 nucleotides long. NCBI's taxonomy places the organism in Eukaryota, Metazoa, Nematoda, Chromadorea, Rhabditida, Aphelenchoididae. The record is from the annotation of a GenBank genome assembly.
AUGAAUGUUAUUCGUAGGAAGGCAAAGUAAGUUUUUUUUAUUAUUCUAAAAGUAUCAUAAAACCUUUUUUGAAUAAAAAGCAACGUUUUAAAUCGAUAUUUUUUGUAAUAAUUUUUGUAUUUUUACUUUUUAUUCUCAUCCACCCUUUAUAAACCGUUGCUCAAUGUUGUAGAAUGACUAUAAAAUUUCAUUUCUUGUCCUUGUGUAAUAUGUAAGGAACUAAUUGUGUAAUAUGUAAGGAACAUCCAUGUAGUUUGCUUUGUUGAGAAACAAAUAUUUUACUUUAUAAGUUUUUGAGAGACUUAUAAAGUAAAAUAUGAGAUAGUAAAUAUCAUUCCGGAGUAAACAGUUCAUCUCUUUGUUUUUGGGUUAUAAAAACAAAACGUUCAAUUUGAUGAUAACCUCAAGUAGGAGGCAAUCCUAUUGUAUAGUAAAUUCUUAGUAUAGUGAAACCUCUUUUCAUAGUGUGACAGCCUGGUUAGAAAGACAGCCAUAUCCUUAAUGGUCUUACUAAAGAAGUUUUACUUCAGUACAUGUUGAACAUAUUGGGUAUAAAAUGUCUAAAGUCAUCGGUUUUAAAACAAAAUAUUCAAAUUCAGUGAUGGCUUCGAAAGUCUCAAUUUUACAUUUUUUUUCAAAUAGGCAGUUGUUUUCUGACUUUUUAAACAGUUUGUAACAUGUUUUAACAUGAAACGAGUGAUUUACUUUUAGGGAAUUUGGGUUAUGACCGAAUCGUUUUAUCCCUUGCGCAAUUCUGCAACGGAAGCGAUUCGAAAUAAUUUUCGGAUUUUUUUGUUUUCAAGUGAAAGUUUGCAACAAACUUUUUUCAAAAUUUGUUUUUAAAUGUUUUCCCUAUUUACUAAAUUUUUUUUUAAUUUUUGAAAAUUCGUGGAUACAUUUUUAAAGAUAGGUAACCAAAGGCUGUUAUAGGCCUAAAAACCUUAAAAAACAAAAUGUAUUAUUUUUUUUCGUAUGAUUAAGUUGUAUAAAAACUAAUAAGCUGUGUCUCAUACCUCGCGUAGAAUUCAGUAGCUCAUUACUUUCUAUACAACCUAAGAAAUACAUUAUUUUUCAGAUUUUGCUACAUGUAUCGUACCUCAUGCUCCACUGUGGUUAAAGUAGUAAGUCUAUUUUCUUUAAGAACUGUAAAGCCUUUUGGGUAAAGUUUUUUAUCAGUUAGUAUCAAGCUUUUUUAAAAUGAACAUUAGUUUAAGUUUGUACAUGUGCUAUGUAAUUAAAUUUAUUGCUUCUACACGUGCAAUAUGACUUUUUCAGAUAGCCUUAACAUCAUGCUUCCUCUUGUUUUACUCCUUCAUUGCUGGUAUAUCCUUAUUCUCUUCAAACAAUGACAGUUACGAAGCAUACCUAAAUGUAGAUGGUCCUUAUCAAAAUGACGAAAAGGUGCCAAAUAAUAAGGUUGAAAGUGUCCAGUCAGUUUUAAAAAGACAUGAACGAUACGAUGUACACGAUGGAAAUGUGCCUGUAGCUAAAAAUUUGAAAGAUAUUGGUAAUGACUUGGAUGUUGAUGAAGAUGAGGAAGAUGAUAGUGGUGGUAGGAAAGAGAUUCAACUUAAAGAUGGUUUUGAUAUUAAAGAUGAUAAACAGAAGAAUAAUAAGGUAGAAGUUAUACCAUCAACCUAUCCAAACGCCACUCUAAGGCGUCAAAACAUGGCCAAAUGCAACCCAAUUCACGGUAAAAUCGCUGUCUUUGUAGCCUAUCGUAAAGAAGAAUACGACCAAAAAUAUAAGAUUGCUCAAGAGACAAUCAGAUGCUACAUCAAGUCAACUGAUUACCAAUUACAUUUGGUUGACAUGUUCAAUGACCCAGAGGUUAACUAUUACUGUAAUCAUACCGAAGUCUUCUUCAGAAAACAUUGUGCAGCUGCUGUUUAUCUAAAGAAGAGUGAUUGGAUGUUGGUACUGGAUGCUGAUACGGCUGUGGUUAACCCUAAUCAUUGUAUUGAAGAGUACAUUGAUGACAGAGUGGAUUUGUUGUUUUAUGAACGGUAUUUCAAUUGGGAGAUCAUGAGCGGCAAUUAUUUAGUGAGUUAUGGUUUAUAAAAAAAACGAAAAAUCAUUAGAAAUUCUACCCCUACGGCCAAAAAAUUUUUAACCUAUAAUAGAGACUAAAAUUGACCAUAGGCACUAACGAAAAAUAUGAUAAUAUUCUUUUUUUUGUAAAAUAUGUCAUAAAAUACGUUAUUCUCCGCCAUAUAUGUCACUUUAUUAAAAUUUAUGAACAGUGUAAAAUACGAUGCAUAGUAAUUGGCCUCUGUUUUUAGGUAAGAAACACUGAUUUUGGCCGUGAUUUCCUGAUGAAAUGGGCAAACUUUGAAUAUACAAAGCCUAACAGUUGGAAUGGAGCUGAUAACGGAGUUUUACAGGUGAGAUAAUAUGUAAAACACAGUUAAUACAGCUUAUUUCAUAGUUUUGUUAUUCUCCAUAAAAACUGUUUUACCGUUAAAAUUUUUUUUCAAAAACAAUUUCAGAUCCACAUAAUGCACACAGUCUUACCAAACUCGGUAAAUGAAAAGAACACAUGUUACAAACUGUGGACUAAUGCCACUUCUUAUGAUACGUACCUUGCUUACGUAACCUGUGUAAAAGUGAAUCUAGGAGCUCAACGAUUAUACCCUGGCAAGCUGAGGAUAUUGAGAAGAGGUCAUGGGUUCGCAAGAGAUGGAUUCUUGGCUUAUGAUUCAUACUGUGAACACGACUUCAUGUUUCAUGGUUAUAAACAAAAUGAAAUUGGAGAGAAAAAGUGGGAAAGCCCCUUUGAGGUAAGGUUUUCGGAGGCAUAGGCUGAUGGAAGUGGGAGAAAAGUGAUUUCAAAUAAUUGUGUGCCUCUGAGCCCAAAAAUUUGCUUUGAGAGAAAGGCACAGAAUUAUUUGAACAACCCAAUAUUAAAAAAUUAAAGUUUUCAUUUUUAAAAUUUCCAGACCCCAGUAGACCUCUCCAAGUGCAACAACUCAUUUGAUGGUUGGAAUUGGAGAAAGAAGAAACAACUAUCUUGUCCCAAGAUCCAGAAGAUUAUAGCUUCGUUCGAGCGACAUACUGCCAAAAACUACCCAAAAGAAGGUCAAGUAUUCCCACAUUUAGCUCUGCCGGAUGUUGGAGAAUGUUGGCCAAACUGCGAACACGACUAA